UGCAGCGCACUCCACUCGGGCGCAGGCGGCUGGGAAGGUGCACAAGAUAUACGCUCUCUAUCAUCGAUCAAGAUGCAGUGUUUCAUUUGUGUUACAUACAUGAUAAUAUUGUGCGGCGCUCAUCCGGCAAAAGAUCGGGAAGUAUCCCCGCAACACGAAAAGCGAUCCCUGUUUCGUGACGUCAUCGAAUCUUUAAGAAUUCACGCUCAGUUACCGGAGGAUUUUAAUCAAAACGAAGAAAAUAAGCUAUCGCAGAACUACGAGAGAUACGGUUACGAAGACGAAGCUCCAGAAAUUGCAAUUGACAGAGGCUUUGUGCCGAGACGUAACGACCGUGUAGAAAUGCCAUCGACGAACUACAGAUUUCCAAAAAGCUUGAAUAAUGAUACGACCGAGAAGAACGAGAGUCCAAAAGAAGAGUUUGUGCUCUAUAUAGAAACGACGUCAGAACCUAAAACUACACAAAAACCUAAAAAAACCAAUCGCCCUUAUCGACCCAACAAUAAAAACAAAAUCCCACUUAAAAACAAACAAAAUGAGGAAGCAGAUGAAGAUGAAGUAGAAAUACCACCUGCUGAAAAUAUUCCAUUGUACAACAAUAUGGCGGGACAAAGUCAAGUUGGUAAUAGAGAAUCACAAACAGUUGUAAAACCAACCGUUAUAAUCAAUAUCCGAGGAACUGUAACACACCAAGAUGGUGAAAUAAGAUUAGGAAGUAGAAAGAACAACGAUACAGCAAUGGAACCGUCCAAAAACGUAUUUCAUAUCAAUCAAGAGAUAAAUGUUGACCGUGCCGAUCGGAAUGUGGGCAAGAGAAAAGAACCUAAUACAAUAAAACACGAAGUGAAGAUUAUUGGGAAAGUGGAAGAGGAUAUGAUGAUGUGUGAGACGGCUACUUGGAGUCCGCAGAAGAAUAGAGAAUCUCGUAAAUCUGAUGUAUUGCAAAUAUUAUUAUCUGUUUAGAGUUUAAAGCGAUUUGCAAUUUUUUUUUCAUAAUUAGAAAUAAAUUAAAUAAAUUCUUCAAUAGUUUAGAUAUAAAAUCGCAUUUAAACUUUGAAAGUCAGAGGUAAUAAAAAUGUGAUCUUAGUCAGAAAAAUAUAAUUAAAUUUAUAAAAUCGUAGGUUUUGGUAUUUAAAAUGCUAUAGUUUCGAAAGUAUAACUUUAUAUACUAGAUAGUAAAUAUCUUAUUUAAACUUUUGUUUUUAUCGAAAAAAUACAGUAUUUAAAAAAAUACUUAUUUCAGUUAUUAUUAAAAAUGUUUUUAUAACUAAAGUAUAGAUCCAAUUCUUACAAGAUUACAUGUAAAAAUACAACUCAUUUUAAUGAUUUUGUUCAAAAUAAAUUAAAUUCUCAAAGUAUCUACCGCAUAAGUUAAAUAGUUAUAAAAAAAAAUCAUGUAAAAAUGUAUUAUAAUAGAAAAAAAUUUGGAUGUCAGUUAUUUUAUUGCAAGAACUGUCAGUUAUUUUAUUGAAAGAGCAAACAUUGAUGCAAAUGAUUUUGUAAUAAUUUUACUUUGAUUCGAUUUAAUUAAUAAAAUAAUUUAGUUACUUGUAGUUAAGGAAAUAAAAUGUUUAAGUAAGUUUUUUUUAGUGUAAUUUUAAUUUAGUAUAAUAAAAAUAAUAUAGUUAAAAACCUAA
Messenger RNA from Galleria mellonella (greater wax moth), 1637 nucleotides. RefSeq lists its product as uncharacterized. Lineage: Eukaryota; Metazoa; Arthropoda; Insecta; Lepidoptera; Pyralidae. The coding region runs from base 73 to 963 and encodes 296 amino acids. The record is from RefSeq and is a predicted model, not a curated record. The transcript is spliced from 2 exons.